Molecule: messenger RNA, 3122 nt
Organism: Mesitornis unicolor (brown roatelo)
Lineage: Eukaryota; Metazoa; Chordata; Aves; Mesitornithiformes; Mesitornithidae
Gene: CCDC40
Product: coiled-coil domain containing 40
Exons: 20
Biological process (GO): axoneme assembly; heart looping; epithelial cilium movement involved in determination of left/right asymmetry
Cellular component (GO): cytoplasm; cilium
Source: RefSeq, a predicted model, not a curated record
UGAUGGAGGCAGAGAAUCGGGACAACGAAGAGGAAAAGCCAGUUCCUCUGGAGGGCCAAGAAGAGACCUUUCCUGCAGCAGAAAGAGGAGUCUCUGGAGCUACAGAGCAGUUUGCUGGCUCUGUGGAAUUUUAUUGCUGCAAGCACAAAACCAAUCAGAACUGCAACAGAGAGAAGCUAAUUGGGAGUGACCCAGCCUUGCCAGAAAAAUCUCCUAAGACUUUUUUGGACAAAGUGGGAUUAGACGGUCGUCCUCCUGAACUGGGUGACAUGGAGCAGCCAAGAGCAGACAGAGGAAACCCUGCCCUUCCUUCAGGAGCUCUGCAGGCACCUGCGUUAUCAGGGCAGCUGAGCAGCUCCGCAGAGCCAGGUAUCCUUCAGCUCCUCUUUAACAGUAACAUUGGAGAGCGUGGUGGCCAAAAAUGGGAAGAGGAACACCAGCAGCGUGGAGCUGAGGAACAUGAAAUAAGCGGAAGAAGUGAAGAAACCGUAGCAGAAACAGAGCUGGUUGUCCUGGAUCCAGAACACCCUCUCAUGAGAAGAUUCCAGGCUGCCCUGAAGAAUUACCUUACUAAGCAGAUGGAAAAAGUGAACCUAGAUCUUCAGCAACUGAGGACAGCAACCAAGAAGAGCAAAGCAGAGAGAGAAGAGCUUGGGGUGACUCUUUUCGGGGUGCAGCAGCAGCUGGCCCAUCUGCAGCUGGAACUGGAGAAGAGCCACGACCGCUGCUCUCAGAUGGCCAUGGUGCGCCGGCAGCUGGAAGAGGAACUGGAGGACCUCAGGCUUACUUACAAGAAAAUGUGUCAAAACACAGAUGAUGAACGCAAGAAAGUUUCUGCAAUGCAGACGGAGGUUGAAAACCUGGCCUUGCAUCUCCUCCACGUGCAGAAUAUGGAGCAGGAUAUGCGUCAUAAUAUUUUAAUCGCCAAGCGGUCGAUGAAGAAGGCUGAGGCAGAGAAGGUCCAGGCUGAGGUGGAAAAGAACAAACAGGAUCUUCUAGUAGAGCGCUGGACAAGAAAAGUCAUCGAACUACAAGAGCGGAUUGAUCUGCUUGAGGCCCAGUUUGUGGCCCAGGCGGAGGACACCAAAGUAACUCGGCAAGCAGUGAAUGAGGCCUGUACGGAGAUAGAGGCCAUUAACAUGGAGAAAAAGCGGCUGAUGAAGCACUGGAACAGCAGCUUGGCUGGAAUGAAGCAGCGAGAUGAGGCCUAUGUUGCUGCACAAGAGCUGCUGAGCAAGUACAGAAAUGACCUCAAGUCCCUAGAAAUGGACAUCCAUGGCUGUGGGAAGUCGAUCAGGAAGGAGGAGGAGAAGAACGAGCUCCUCCUCACCGCCCUGAGCCGCUCACAGAACGACGCCAAGACGACAAAGAAACUGAUUGCCAAUUGCCUUUCGAGGCAGGAGGCCUUGAAGAAUGAAUCUGGCAUCUACACUUGCGUUCUCCAGGAGACAGAGCAGGCCCUCACCAGGACCAAGACGGUUCAAGCUGCUCAUCUGAAUGAGUUACUGUCCCUCAGUAAGGAUAUAAACAAAGGAACUGCGGUGAAUGAGCAGAUGGAGAAUGAAAUCAUGGCAAAGCUUCAGGAGCAGAUGAUGUCCAGCAAAGCCGCAAAAUACUCUUCACAGCUGGCUGCAAAACUUCGUCAGAGAAAACCAGAGCUGGAGCUGAAUUUUUGCAAGGUUGAGAACGAGAUAGCACGGGUUGUUCUGAAUGCAACCGAAACCGAGGGCAGGCUGACGGUUCUCCAAAAAACGCUUUGUGAGCUGGACAAGGAAAUAAAAAAUGCCCAUGAUCUGCUUAGCUCCAGGGAGCGUGAGAUCGCAAAGUGCAGCGUCCUGAUUGAGAACAAGGGAGGGGUCAUCAGCCAGAACAAGAAGAGGCUGGAGAAGAUUCUUGCAGAGCUGGGGGGGCACGAAUUGGGACCGUGGGAAAUUGAGAUCACCGGGCUGACCAAGCACAUAGAAGAAUGCAACUGCGAGACGAUGACGCUACAGAAGCGCUGGCUCGAUCUGCAGAAAGAGCUGGUCGAGUUAACACACGAGCGGGAGGAACAAAUCGCCUCCUUGGAUAUGUUGAAGAAACAGUUCACAGUAAUGCAGCAGAAGAAACUGCGCACCGAAAACUUUCUUCUGUUCACCUGUAGAUGAAAUUCAGCUGAAACAAAAGAACAGAAAGACAUCGAACGCCACAUGAAGAACAUGUCCAACGACUUGAUAAAGUUGAAUGUGUUGAUCAACAAGAACAAGAGCAGCUUCGAGGAGCUGCAGUAUGGCAACGUCAUCACAGAGAACGAGUUUGUGCACUCUCUCAAGGCGGCAGAAAGAGAAUCCAUUGAGAUGCAGGAGAGGCACAGCCAAUUGACUGAGGAGAAGGAAAGGCUCCUGAACAGCCUGGUGGAAGCAGAGCAUCAAAUCAUGCUGUGGGAGAAAAAGAUCCAGCUGAUGAGAGAGAUGCGUGCGGCGGUGGAUUCUGACAUAAGCCGAGGAGAAAUCCACACCAUGAGGAUGGAGAUUCGCAGGAUGCAGAUCCGCCAUGGCCAGCUGAUAAAGCAGCAGGAGAAAAUGGUUCGUGAUAUGGAGGCAUCUGUUUCUCGCAGAGAGGCGAUAGCGAUUCAUAGAGAGGGUCAGAGCAAAACAGAUAAGAAACACAUCACUUCCAACAUGCGACUCCAACGCAAGAAACAGGAGCUGAGAAAGAGGAUCAGAGAAACCCAGAAGAACGCUCAGGACUGCAACAAAACCAUCCUGGAGCUGGAGAGCACCCACACGUCCCUCAGCGCCGCCCUCGCAGAAAAGGAGCAGGAGCUGCUCAGGCUGCAGGCCGAGUCCCACGGCCUCGAGUCCGACACCGAGAGUCUGCGCAGCAGGAAGCGCUGGAACCUUUUGGAGAUCGUGGCCUACCAGACACGCCAGAAGCACCUGCAGGCGCUGAAGGAAGGGAAGUACCCCCCCCUGUGCCGCACCGAGCAAGCCUGGAGAAACGAGCAGCAGAAACUGCAGGAGCGGCUCCGGGCCAUCAAAGCCAUCGUCCACCAGAUCCUGCAGGAGCAUCCCCAGCACCACGGGGCUCUCCAGUGGCUCUGUCAGUGCCUGGAGUCCAGGCUCGGCUCGCAGGAAGCCUGA